AUGGAGUCAGAACUAACUUCGCUCCCUACCACGGAUCAGAUUCUCGCUCUCUCUUGUACGAACGUGGGCGUAGGUCCCGGGGGGACGACAGCUAUGCUUGCUCGCGUCGCGAUUGUUGACUACAAGGGCGACGUCGUAUUGAACACCUUCGUAGCUCCAACUAUGGAGGUCAGUGACUAUAGGACUACAACAACGGGGAUCGAACCUUCACAUCUCUUGUCCCCUGAAAUCCCGUCGUUUGAUCGAGUCCAGCAGCACAUUGCGGACCUUAUUAAAGGAAAGAUAAUUGUCGGCCACAGUCUCUGGCACGACCUGUCAGUCCUAGGUAUCGCGCAUCCCGCCGUGGGCACGAGGGAUGUUGCAUUGUAUCAACCUUUUAAGAAUGCACUUCGCUCUCCAAAUCAAGUGGUUGGGCUUCAAACCCUCAUGUGGCAUCUCAUGCGUCGCCGUUGCCAAGACGGUCAUUUACAUCCCGUGGAAAACUCUCGUGCAGCGCUCGAUUUAUACCGCACCGUUGCACCUGAGUGGGAGGGCGAGGUCUCAGCAGGCAAUUGGCCGUGCUCCCUUCCACCAAGUAGCUUUUCCCGCUGUUAUCUGUAA
Pisolithus orientalis is the source of this 600-nucleotide messenger RNA. Its product is annotated as ribonuclease H-like domain-containing protein. The record is from RefSeq and is a predicted model, not a curated record. Gene Ontology annotation, cellular component: nucleus. Gene Ontology annotation, molecular function: 3'-5' exonuclease activity; nucleic acid binding. Gene Ontology annotation, biological process: rRNA processing. The transcript is spliced from 5 exons. The coding region runs from base 1 to 600 and encodes 199 amino acids. NCBI's taxonomy places the organism in Eukaryota, Fungi, Basidiomycota, Agaricomycetes, Boletales, Pisolithaceae.